AUGCCCGGCUUAAAUCUGGAGGUGUUCAAGUUCGGCAUCUAUGUCAUGUUUCCCAUUGGCAUCAUGUACUACUUCGGCACGAACCUCGAUAACCGCUUCUCCGUCCCCGACUUUUGGCCGCGACCCGAAGAGUGCAACAAGCUGCCGCGCGACCGCGACGAGCUCAAGAUUGAGUACGAGCGCAUGCUGGCCCGUCAGCGCUUCAAGCAGGCACGCCUGGAGGAGGAGCGCAGCAAGGGCGAGGGGGCCGGCAGCAGCGGAAACGACUCUUGA
Molecule: messenger RNA, 273 nt
Organism: Cordyceps militaris CM01
Lineage: Eukaryota; Fungi; Ascomycota; Sordariomycetes; Hypocreales; Cordycipitaceae
Product: mitochondrial cytochrome c oxidase assembly factor
Exons: 2
Coding region: 1-273 (90 amino acids)
Biological process (GO): mitochondrial respiratory chain complex IV assembly
Cellular component (GO): mitochondrial inner membrane; mitochondrion
Source: RefSeq, a predicted model, not a curated record